This is a messenger RNA of Dromiciops gliroides (monito del monte), 4246 nucleotides long. RefSeq names its product zinc finger CCCH-type containing, antiviral 1 (gene ZC3HAV1). Gene Ontology annotation, molecular function: NAD+ poly-ADP-ribosyltransferase activity. The record is from RefSeq and is a predicted model, not a curated record. NCBI's taxonomy places the organism in Eukaryota, Metazoa, Chordata, Mammalia, Microbiotheria, Microbiotheriidae.
GCUCGUAAGUUUCGUUUCUCUUGCCUCGGCGCCCCGCAGUCCCGACUCGGAGCCCUCUGCGCUGCUCGCGCUUCUUCCUCGGUAGCAGCGCUCGUCGGGCCCGGGAGGGGGGCCAUGGCGGACCCGGCCGUGUGCGGCUUCCUCACCGCACUCCUGUGCGCCCACGGGGGCCGCAUGGAACUCCAGGAGCUCCUCGGCCACAUCGAGCUGCCCGAGGCGGAGCUCCUCGAGGUGCUGAACGAAGCCGGCCCCGGGCGCUUCGUGCUCCUGGACCAGGGCCCAGACGCCGGCCCGACGGUGCUGGCCACCACCCCGGUGCGCGUGUGCCGGCGCAGGGCCUGCGGGGGCCCCUGCGAGGCCCUGCACCUCUGCAAGCUCAACCUGUUGGACAGGUGUCGCCGCGAGAGAAAUUAUUGCAAAUACUCCCAUGAAAUAUCAGAAAAGAACAUCAAAUCCUGAAAAAAGCACGAUCUCUCUGUACUCUCCAAAAAUGUACUAGCCGUUCUUCUUCUCCAGAGUGACCCUCUUUUCCUUCCUGAUAUAUGCAAAUACUACAAGGGAGAAAACAGGCUUGACUCUUGCUCUAGAAGCAGAAUGAUGAAACUCCACAUCUGUGAACACUUCACUGAGGGAGAUGCAGCUUUCCCCUGCAAUCGGUCCCAUAACCUGUUGGAUGCAAAGGCCUUGGAACUUCUCAAAGAAGAGGGUCUGACCCUCUCAGUAGUGAGAAAUAUCCAGGACAUCUGUAAUCAGAAGCAUGCCAGGAGUAAAAAGCUCCUGUUUUCCUCAGGCCGGCCAGAAGAAAGAAAUGUAGGAAGUAGAAGCCAAAGUAAAAAUCAGUAUUUUUUCGGGAGGCAAGAAUUGUCUCCAUCUCCUUCUGCCUCUAUUGGAACCGCCCACAUUUCAGAACCAGGUACAGCAGGCCCAGCACCAUCGCCUUCCUCCAAAGGCAAAGUGGAUGAGAGUGAAGCCACCAGGAAUAACCAUGCUUUGAGUCGAGAUUGUGUCCAGUUAGCUUCAGCAUCUCCCAAGACCGUCAGUCUUCAAGGAGUGAGUCAAAUUGGAACAAACUUGAGUUCUGCAGUAACUGGUCGUAGAGAAAGCCGCUAUGGGAGCCAAGAUAGUAUGCAGUACGCUGCCUCCAUCUCUCCACCGGCUUCAGCUGGCCAGGGAGUCCUACUCCCAGGGGGUGGCCGUGUUUCCAGUAGACGGAAUGUGUUCUUUGGGAGUGAAGCUGACUCCUUUUCUGAUCCAGAACCCAUAACCAUUAGCAAAAGUGGAUCAGUGCCCUCCCACAACUCUGCAAAUGGAGAAGAUGACUAUGGAAUUCAGAAGGCCUAUUCUUCACCUGCUUCCAGUAAAAUGAUUGACAGGUGGGGCAUGGGAAGCAAUGCUGUGGUGUUUUCAAAAUACAAACCAGUAAUGAAUCUCAAGAAAGAGGAAUCCUCAUCUAAGAGUAAAGACAACCAGUCCACACUAAUAAAUACCCAAAUGGCUAAGACAAAGACACUGAUAGAUGAACUGGAAACUCCAAAUGCAAAUAAUGUAGGUGUUGAUGAAAAUGUUAUUGUGAGAUCAGGAAAAUCCCAUAAUAAUCAGGAACAGCAAAGGGAAUCGAGAGCAUGUGUGGAUAAACCCAUGAUAGUGAACUUGGAUAGGAUUACUAGAAAUGACAGAGAAGAGUCUUUUUGUGGGUUACAGAGUAUCCGGGCCUCUCCCAUGUCUGAUGCUGCAACCACCCAUGUACGACCAAAAGCAUCAUCUACAAGUAAUGUCAUCCAGGGUGGAGUUCAGAAGGGCAAUUUAGCCCAACAUUCUUUACCAACAGUGAUGCAAGCUACCUCUGUCUCUACAUCAGCCUCAGACCACAAGGAAACCACAUCUACCUUGAGCAAACCAGCUAUCCAUCUGAAGGGGCUGUCUGGUAGCCAAGUGGGGUUUGUUUCUACCUCCAGUUCUAGUCAAACUCCUGGCACUUUGACCACAAAUAAAAGCAGAGCUGUGUCUCCUUCCAAAAGUACAAAUGCACAGGAUUUCAAAGCUAGGGUUUUUAACACAACACCUUCAGGAAUGAAGAAUAAUGACUCCAAUGAGAUUUGUCUUGACCACCUCAUUUCAGAUUGUAAACUAAAGAAUAGCUGCAAGUCUGUCCACUUUCAUCUGCCCUACCGAUGGCAGGUGUACAUUUCUGACAGCUGGAAAGACUUGAAGGACAUAGAGGAGAUCGAGAAAGCUUACUGUGACCCAAGCAUCUCCAAAAGUCACAGUAUUGACUUCCAGAAAAUGCUACUUGGCUAUUAUCCUGUCCGACGUCUCUCUACUCCAUCAACUGUCCAAAACCCUGAUCAUGUCAUGACCACUGAUUGGCACUGGUAUUGGAAGAAUGAACUGGACCAGUGGAUUGAAUAUGGAAAAGAUGAGGGUUCAGAAUUUAUUUCUGAAGAUCUGGAGUCCUUAUUUCUGCUCUGUCCAGAGGAAUUUGUGGAAUUUUCAGAAGGUCGUCAUAAGUAUAAACUAGACUUUAACGAAAUGACCCAGACAAACAUAGUCACUCGUACUAAAAGGGAAGUCCGAAGGCGGCCUAAAUUUGUGUCCUCCGUAACUGUGUACUGGAAUCAAAAACAUGAAAGCCAAACCCAAGAGCAGAGCAAGAAAGUUUCCUUCAAUUUUCCUUCACACUGGGACCAGUUGAACCUGCCACAUACGGGAUAUAAGUUGUUACAGGUCAUAAGGACAUCUGUUGAGUAUAUUAAUAUCAGUUGCCUCUUUAAAACUACCAUGAGAAAUUUUGAAAUUCAGAAGAUAAUAAGGAUUCAGAACCCAUCGCUCUGGAAUGAUUUUCAGAGGAAGAAGAAGAAAAUGUUGAAUGGGGGGAACGAAAAGAUGUUAUUUCAUGCAGCAUACCAAUCCAGCAUAGAUUCAAUUUGCAAUUACAAUUUUGACUGGAUCUUUCAGUCACUUCAGAAAGCAAAAUAUGGGAAAGGUAUUUACUUUGCAAAAGAUGCCAGCUCUUCCCACAGCAAUCACAAGAGCAAAGCCAAAAACAAGAUCAUGUUUGUCGCCCAAGUCUUGGUGGGAGCAUUUGUUCAAGGGAAAGCAGAGUACACUAAGCCUCCUCAAGAUUUCACCACAUAUGACAGCUGCGUAGACAAUAUGACCAAUCCCUCCACUUUUGUCAUCUUCGAUAAACAUCAGGUUUACCCUGCGUAUGUCAUCGAAUAUACAGAUAUUGAUAAAGGCUGUAGCAUUAGUUAGGAAGGAAGAGAAACUUGAUUGCGUUCAAAAAUGCCAGAAUUUUUUUGUAGUGUUAGAACCAAGUUCCCUAGGAUAAUGGUGAAACUUUAUGCCCAAGCCUGAUUAUUCAAUGAGGUAUAAAGCAUUUGUUCCCAAGUCUUUGGUUUUCAUGAUUGCUAGCAUUUUCAAAGAGGAAAAUCCCUGCCUAUUAUUAUUGGUUUGGUUCUGUGAUAACCUUUGCAGCCUCAUGUCCCUAGUGUACUGUAUAGGGCUAAUUUUUGUGUAUGGUAAAUUUAAAUUGAUUUGGAAAAUGUUAGACUAUCCAUUGAGAUAUGUACAUAAGUCCUGAGGCGUUUUACAUCCAAGGAUGGGAAUUCUGGCUGUAGAGCUGAGACUCUAAUCUUUGAAAUUCUGAAAAUUAUUUCUAUUAAGUGUGCUGUUGCAAAUUCACAAUUAUGAUAAGUUCUACUUACAUGAUACUUUAAACCUGUGAAUCAGUAAAUAAAAUUCAGAAAAUAUUGGAAAGGGAGAGAAAUAAUGAGGACAAAACAAGGGAAAACUUCUCAGAAAAGGGAACAGCAAAAGGGUAUUACUUAAAAUAAGAGAUUAGAGCCAAGCAUGGUUGGUACACUCCUGUAAUCCUAGCUACCAGGGAGGCUAAAGCUGAACUCAGUAUUUACACUGAGUUUGGCAUUAAAUUGGUGAGCCCCUAUGAGUGGAAGGCAGGGACUGCUAGGUUGCCUAAGGAGGGGCAAACCAGUGCAGGUCAGAAAUGGAGUUCCCAUGCUGAUCAGUAGUGGGAUUGGGCUUGUGAGUAUCUCCUACAUUUGGAUAUAAUGGAGAGACCCAAUCUUUAAAAAGAGACAGAUGGAAAGAAAGGGUUCAGUAAGGGGUGGGAGUAGGAGACAGGUAAAAACAAAAGUCAUCAAUAAACUGUUUCUCAAGAGGAAGUUGUAUCUCUAAACAUCUAAAACACAGUUAUUAGCCAAGCUACAUAAAUUAUUCUCAAAAA